AUGAUGGAAGCUGUGAGAAACCUUCACAUUGUGUUGACUAUUGUGGUCAUAUGCAUUGUGCAGGCGAUGACUCAAGUCUGUCCCUACACCGACCCGAAAUGUAGGUGUGAUCCCCUUGGCGUGAGCUGCUACGGUCUGGACAAAAUCCCGCCACUAAACACGGGAGUCAACGUGAGCCAAAUUAGGGAUCUCCGGUUUCAG
Molecule: messenger RNA, 201 nt
Organism: Candidula unifasciata
Lineage: Eukaryota; Metazoa; Mollusca; Gastropoda; Stylommatophora; Geomitridae
Source: the annotation of a GenBank genome assembly